AUGACCUUUCGUCAGGCCGGCACUACAGAAGGCCCUGCUGCAUCUCGUGAGGGUGCAAUAGAUUCCCUGAUGGUAUCAGUGAGUGGAGUGAAGUGGGAUGACAUAGUAGGCUUAGAGGAGCCGAAGAGGCACCUUAUGGAGAUGAUCAUCAUGCCUAGUCUCAACCCUACGCUCUUCACCGGCCUCCGAGCGCCUCCACUGGGCCUCCUCCUCUUUGGGCCGCCAGGUAACGGCAAGACCUACUUGGCGAAGGCAGUGGCCAGUCAGUGCAAAGAUGCCGCCUUCUUCAGCGUUAGCGCAUCGGCCUUAACCUCCCGAUGGCAUGGUGAAGACGAGAAGAUGGUCCGAGACCUCUUUACGGUAGCGAGGGCUCGUGCACCGAGUGUAAUAUUCAUGGAUGAGGUCGACUCGAUACUGGGCAAACGUGGCGGUAAUGACCACGAGGCGACACGCCGGCUGAAGACGGAGAUGCUGAUUCAACUUGAUGGUAUACACCAGGACGCUGAGAAGGGCAGAGUAGUGGUAUUGGCUGCGACUAACCGUCCAAUGGAUUUGGACGAAGCGGUUCUGCGGCGGUUUCCUAAGCGUAUAUAUGUGCCUCUGCCGGAGCCAGACACCCGAGCUGCAGUAAUUACAGUCAUCCUUGAGAGAGGAGUUGGUCUCCUGUCAGAAAUCGUAGCUGCUACUGAAAACUACAGCCAUUCGGAUCUCAAUCAGCUGUGUCGGGAAGCUGCUAUGUCUAGCAUGAGGAGCUUGAAUAUGGAUAAGAUGCGGACGAUGAAGCCAGAGGAUCUCCCCCCAUUGAAGUACGAGCAUUUCGUCGAGGCUCUGAAGGUCAUUCGACCGUCUAGCACUGGGGAGAACGUAGCUGCAUUGGUUGAGUGGAAUCGGCAGCAUGGUAUGGUUUGA
Molecule: messenger RNA, 909 nt
Organism: Perkinsus marinus ATCC 50983
Lineage: Eukaryota; Perkinsozoa; Perkinsida; Perkinsidae
Product: Spastin, putative
Exons: 7
Coding region: 1-909 (302 amino acids)
Cellular component (GO): microtubule cytoskeleton
Molecular function (GO): ATP binding; ATP hydrolysis activity
Source: RefSeq, a predicted model, not a curated record